Messenger RNA from Suillus bovinus, 853 nucleotides. Its product is annotated as tubulin binding cofactor A-domain-containing protein. Gene Ontology annotation, molecular function: beta-tubulin binding. The transcript is spliced from 5 exons. The record is from RefSeq and is a predicted model, not a curated record. Gene Ontology annotation, cellular component: cytosol; microtubule cytoskeleton. Lineage: Eukaryota; Fungi; Basidiomycota; Agaricomycetes; Boletales; Suillaceae. Bases 56 to 484 code for a protein of 142 amino acids. Gene Ontology annotation, biological process: tubulin complex assembly; post-chaperonin tubulin folding pathway.
GAUCGAGCCCUGCUGGUAUCCAUGGUUGAGUUCAAAACGCACAUAAAUUGAAAUCAUGGGUUUGUGGAGCGGCGGUAGUAGCUAUCUGACCUUAUCGAUCGAUAAGGUCUGUUCCCAUACUACUAUGUCAGACAAGCCUGCCGUUCACCGCCAACUGAAUAUCAAGUCAGGCGUGGCGAAAAGGCUUUUGAAGGAACACAUCCUGUACGCAAAAGAAGCAGAAGAGCAGCAGCGGAAACUCGAUAAGCUUAUCGCCAAUAAUGCUGAAGAGUGGGACGUGAAAAGUGCCAAAAGGAUAUUGGAAGAGUCACACAGGAUGAUCAAGGAUUCUGAUAACCGUCUAGGCAAGGCGGUACAAGAUCUACGAGAACUCGUCAUACGGGUCAAGUCCCAACCUGAGUUUGCAGAAGACGUCGAGCUGCUGCAUGCCGAGGAAGCACUGGAGGAGGCGAGUGUACAUUUGGAUUCGAAGGCCUCGGGAUAGACACAUGCAGCUCAUUAUAGUUUAGUUGGACUCAUGUAUUCAUUGCGUGAUGUGGGGAAGUGUGUAUUGGUUGUUCGUGCUGUUGUGAUGCCUUGAGGCGUGUGAGGGCGUCGAGUAUGCCCACCCAUGCAUCUCGAUCUACGCGCUCUUCUUGCAGGCCUCUGGUCCCUGCAGUUCUUGGAAGACCGACGCCGAGUGAAGGGGGAACGAAUCCGAGAGGUGGGGCUGUGAUUGCAGAUGGUGCAAUUCGUGACUGGCGGAUAUGAGCCAGUGAAGAGCGAAUAGCUCCUUGAAUUGACUACGGAAAUUGAGUUUAUAAAUUUUUUUGACAUGUGUGAUGACUGACGUCUAGCCGUUCAAAGUACUCGC